Molecule: messenger RNA, 2229 nt
Organism: Tripterygium wilfordii
Lineage: Eukaryota; Viridiplantae; Streptophyta; Magnoliopsida; Celastrales; Celastraceae
Product: U-box domain-containing protein 40
Exons: 1
Coding region: 292-1968 (558 amino acids)
Biological process (GO): protein ubiquitination
Cellular component (GO): nucleus; cytoplasm
Molecular function (GO): ubiquitin-protein transferase activity; protein binding
Source: RefSeq, a predicted model, not a curated record
CCAGAAGCGAAUCAAAGUCCAACUCAAACACACACACUCAAUUUCAAAAUCACCAAAAGUCACGAUCCAUAUCCCUCUCUCUCACAGUCGCACUCUUCUUCGUCUUCAAACAAGAUCGUUCCUUGAUCUUCUCUACAUUCCCGGAGCUUCAAGAAUCAACAAAAUCUCGGACCCAACUACCUGAUUUUUUGAAACAAAUAUGGUUCCUUCUUCAACCUUUUUCAUCGCCAUAUCCGUUUGAACUCCCAAAUCUAAUAGGAGCCUGUGAAAAACAGAGACACAGUACAAAUCAUGGAGUUUCAAGAGGCAGUGAUGAGAGUUGUGGUCCAGAAACCCACCAAUCAAAGGGUGAAUUGGGACAAACACGAGAAACCCAAAUGGAAGGUCUCCCUCCACCGUUCCUCCUCCAAGCACGAGAGACGGCAGAAGCUUGAUGAUGAAGAUGAAAACCCUAAAGAGUUUCUCUGUCCUAUUUCUGGGUCUCUCAUUAACGAUCCGGUUAUUGUCUCCUCUGGUCACACUUUCGAGCGAGCGUGUGUUCAAGCUUGUCAAACCCUAGCCUUCGCUCCAUUACUCCCCGACGGUAUAACACCGGAUUUCUCCAAUGUUAUUCCCAAUCUUGCCCUCAAAUCUGCAAUUCUCAGCUGGUGCCACAAGUGCUCCAUAGAUCCUCCAAAACCUCUCGAUUUCUUCACUGCAGAGAAGAUUGUUCGUGCAUAUAUGGCGUCCCAUGCACAAAACAGCCCAGAUUCGGGUAGCGUCAGAGGAGACGAUAGUAUUAGCAUUUCGGAGAAGGAUUUGAUUCAAAGAGUGGAAGAGAAGCCUUCAGUGAAAUUCAUUCACUCCUCGUCGGAUAUAACUCCCCGCCCAACUCACACGCACUCGAGCUCCGACGAGUCAAUCGAGACAACAAUGUCGACUCCGCCUCUCCAAUUCGCGGCGCGACCGAGUUGUUUCUCUUCUUCCUCUUCAGACAACGAGGCCCUAAACCCUUACCCCAACCCUGAAGAAGAAGAAUUGAUCACAAAAAUGAAAAGCCCACAUGUGUUCGAGGUAGAAGAAGCCGUGAUGUCGCUCAGAAAAAUAACGAGAACCAGAGAGGACGGUAGGAUCACUCUCUGUACUUCCCGGCUACUCUCAGCCCUACGAUCCUUGAUCAUCUCCAGGUACACAAACAUUCAGGUGAACUCAGUCGCAUGUUUAGUCAAUUUAUCAUUAGAGACAGUGAAUAAGGUCAAGAUCGUACGGUCAGGGAUCAUCCCACCGUUGAUUGAUGUGUUGAAGGCAGGAUCCCCUGAAGCGCAAGAACACGCUUGCGGUGCAAUCUUCAGUUUAGCCCUUGACGAUGAUAACAAGACUGCGAUUGGGGUCUUAGGGGCUUUGCCUCCGCUUUUGCACUUGCUCCGAUCCGAUAGCGAGCGGACUCGUCAUGACUCGGCGUUGGCGUUAUACCAUCUCUCACUCGUUCAUAGCAACCGGACUAAGUUAAUCAAACUCGGGUCGGUUCAAGUUCUAUUGGCCAUGGCGAGGUCGGUUCAAAUGGCGAAUCGGAUCCUAUUGACUCUCUGUAAUUUGGCUUCGUGUGUGGAUGGGAGGGCGGCAAUGUUGGAUUCGGGUGCGGUGGAGUGUUUGGUGGGGAAACUUAGAGAAGGCGAGAUGAGUGAGUCGACUCGAGAGAGUUGUCUGGCGGCGCUGUUUGGACUGAGUCAUGGAGGUUUGAGGUUCAAGGGACUGGCGCAGGUGGCCGGAGCAGAGGAGGUGUUAGAGAGAGUGGAAAAGACGGGGAAUGAACGCGUAAAGGAGAAGGCGAGGAGCAUUUUGGAGACGAUGAAGGCGAAGAGCGAGGAGGAGGAGGAGGAGCAAGUGGAUUGGGAGAUGCUACUGCUUGACUCGGGAUCGGUGGGCGGGAGUGGUCAUCGACUCGGUGUGGGCAACACAGAGUCAAGAGCUAACUCGUCCGAGUUUUGAGUACAGGUUCCAAUUUCCUUUUAUUUUUGAACUUUAAUGUUUAUUUUGUGGGUUUUUGGGGGAUGGGUUGUAAUUAUUCCUGGAGCUCAUGAAAUGGGCUCUUAAGAUUUUUUUUGGGUUUGGGUAUUUAUUUCGUUUCUUUUUCACUUGGGAAAAAAAGUCAUGGUCCAUGGAUGACAAAGGUGUAAAUAAAGAGCUAAGAGAAUUGAUUCUGAAGAAUAAAAUAGCAACCAAUGUGUGUAUUGCUUUUGAUUUUGAUGA